This is a messenger RNA of Chionomys nivalis (European snow vole), 2316 nucleotides long. RefSeq names its product glycerophosphodiester phosphodiesterase domain containing 1 (gene Gdpd1). NCBI's taxonomy places the organism in Eukaryota, Metazoa, Chordata, Mammalia, Rodentia, Cricetidae. Gene Ontology annotation, cellular component: endoplasmic reticulum membrane. The transcript is spliced from 10 exons. Bases 120 to 1064 code for a protein of 314 amino acids. The record is from RefSeq and is a predicted model, not a curated record. Gene Ontology annotation, molecular function: phosphatidylcholine lysophospholipase A1 activity; phosphoric diester hydrolase activity. Gene Ontology annotation, biological process: N-acylethanolamine metabolic process; glycerophospholipid catabolic process.
GUGCGCUACGCCGAGGGCGCCGGCUGGGGGCGAGCGACCUCGAGCAGCCGCCGGCGCCGCAACCGUUGCCACCGCCGCAACGCAGUGGGGUUCAGAGGCCCAGAAGGUGGUGACCGAGGAUGUCGUCCACCGCGGCGUUUUGCCUUCUCUCUACCCUGGGAGGGUAUUUGGUCACGUCGUUCUUGUUGCUUAAAUACCCAACGUUGUUGCACCAGAGAAAGAAGCAGCGAUUCCUCAGUAGGCACAUCUCUCACCGCGGAGGUGCUGGAGAAAACCUGGAGAACACAAUGGCCGCCUUCCAGCAUGCAGUUACCAUUGGAACUGAUAUGUUGGAACUGGACUGCCAUAUCACAAAAGAUGAACAAGUUGUAGUGUCGCAUGAUGCAAAUCUGAAGAGGUCAACUGGGAUCAAUGUAAAUGUCUCUGACCUCAAAUACUGUGAGCUCCCGCCCUACCUUUGCAAACUGGAUGUCCCCUUUCAGAGAGCCUGCAAGUGUGAAGGAAAAGAUAACCGAAUUCCACUGCUGAAAGAGGUGUUUGAGGCCUUUCCUGAGACCCCCAUUAACAUCGACAUCAAAGUCAACAACAAUGUGCUGAUUAAGAAGGUCUCAGAAUUGGUGAAGCAGUAUAAGAGAGAGCACCUAACAGUGUGGGGCAAUGCCAGCUCUGAAAUCGUAGAAAAGUGCUACAAAGAGAACUCCGAUAUUCCUAUACUCUUCAGCCUCCAGCGUGUGCUACUCAUCCUUGGCCUUUUCUUCACCGGCCUCUUGCCCUUUGUGCCCAUUCGAGAGCAGUUUUUUGAAAUUCCAAUGCCUUCUAUCAUACUGAAGCUGAAAGAGCCACACACUAUGUCCAAAGGUCAUAAGUUUCUCAUCUGGCUUUCUGAUACCUUACUAAUGCGGAAGGCUUUAUUUGACCACCUCACUGCCCGGGGCAUCCAAGUGUAUGUUUGGGUUCUAAAUGAAGAACAUGAGUACAAAAGGGCGUUUGACUUGGGAGCCACUGGAGUGAUGACAGACUACCCAACAAAGCUCAAGGAUUUCUUAAAUAGCUUUUCAGCAUAAAAAGGUCCUCAGCAUUAUUCAAGGGUGACAUGACAUGGAAGGAUCUGAGGAAAGGUGUGUCCGCAGUGUUUCCCUGAGACGUCCCGAGUGGUAGAAAGGGUUAACCAGUCAAGUUUUCAUUACCUCAUUUUAAAGCCUGUGUAAGAAUGUAGAAACUUCUCUAUACUGUAUAUUUUUUUGCAACAAUAUUGCAUAUUUUACAGUGGUAACUUGUUUUGAAAGAUAACUGGCUAUGAGACGUAAGUAGAUCACUCACAGAUCAAGAUGACUAUGUGAUGAUGCAGUGUUCUAUUGUAAAUCUAAAAUCAAAGACUGAGGCCACGUUGGGCAUUAGCCGUCACUGAGAAUAAGAUCAACUCCAGUAAAAGAAGAUUAUUGAGCUGGGCUUGGUGAUGCACCCAAAUCCCAACACUUGGGAGGCUGAUGAGUUCAAGGCCAGCCUGGGCUACAUAGUGAGCUCCCCUGACUUUAAAUUUUUUUAUUUAGAAGAAGAAGAAAAUUAUCGAAGGCCAUUGGAGCCUCUUUGAAUUGUCCGGUUAUGUCGAGGUGCGUUUUAGUUAAAGGGAAACACAGUGCAAGAAGAGCCCCACAGCAGAGGUCUAAUAGUCGACCAUAGAGGGCACGCCCAAGUAAACGGCUCGCUACUCACGCAGAAAUCGCCUCUGUGGGCUGAAACAGACUUCGCAGUUGCGGUUCUUAAUGGGGACGCUCUGUGUGGGGUCUUUUCAGAUGUUAGACAGUGCUGCUGCGACUAUUUUUUAUGUCUUCAAAAAUAGACUUUUUAAUUGUAAAUUAAGAGAAGAUCCAAUUAGUCAUGCUUUUGUGUUUCCUCUAAAGAAAUAAACGAUUCUUACCUUUCGGGCUUGACCUGACUGUUUAAACCUCCACCUCGAUUGUGAUAUCACAGUCCUAGUAAAGGUUAAGGCGGUGGGAGUGCAGCCUCGUUGCGGGUGUUUUUAACGUGAGCCGCCUGCUCUCGAUCUUCAGGAGCUCAGUUUGCUGAGGAUCAGAAGCCGGCAGGCUUAGCCACGUUAGGCCUCACUUCUGCUGCUUUCUGAUGGGACUUCAUGCAGACCUGUUUCUAACCUGUGUGACUGAUUUCCCAUGAUCUCAAAUUGGGAGGUAACUAUAAUAUAGACUAAUAACGUCUUUUGCCUAAAUUAUGUCUCUCGUGUGGGGUUUGCCACAGGUAGCUGUGAAGGAUGGCCUUACUCUCCCAUCCGUUGCUUUGUUGUUUAAACUGUAAUAAAGU